Anoplophora glabripennis (Asian longhorned beetle) is the source of this 4285-nucleotide messenger RNA. RefSeq names its product sodium/potassium-transporting ATPase subunit alpha (gene Atpalpha). Gene Ontology annotation, biological process: potassium ion import across plasma membrane; intracellular sodium ion homeostasis; sodium ion export across plasma membrane. Gene Ontology annotation, molecular function: ATP hydrolysis activity; ATP binding; P-type sodium:potassium-exchanging transporter activity. The coding region runs from base 73 to 3201 and encodes 1042 amino acids. Lineage: Eukaryota; Metazoa; Arthropoda; Insecta; Coleoptera; Cerambycidae. Gene Ontology annotation, cellular component: membrane. The transcript is spliced from 10 exons. The record is from RefSeq and is a predicted model, not a curated record.
CGGAUCAGGAUGAGAUGAUCAGAAUGACCAGUUCAGCUUUCGCAUUCAAUUAGUUUGUUGUUUGUUUGGAAAAUGGCUUCGAAGGUUAAGCUGAAUGAUGAGCAUGGCCGCUCCGAUUCGUAUCGCGUGGCCACUAUUCCGUCCAAUUACGAUGACAACAAAACUGCCGAUGGUAGAGCAAAGUCACGAAGGAAGGUGAAGAAGGCAAGAAAAGCAGAUGAUUUAGACGAAUUAAAACAGGAAUUGGACAUCGACUACCAUAAAAUCUCACUUGAAGAAUUAUAUCAAAGGUUCCAAACACAUCCAGAAAAUGGCCUUAGUCAUGCGAAAGCGAAAGAAAACUUGGAGAGGGACGGACCCAAUGCACUCACACCCCCCAAAACAACGCCCGAAUGGGUGAAGUUUUGUAAAAAUCUCUUCGGGGGUUUUGCCCUGUUACUGUGGAUUGGUGCAAUCCUCUGCUUUAUAGCCUAUUCCAUCCAGGCUAGUACUGUAGAAGAACCCGCCGAUGAUAAUCUUUAUCUUGGCAUCGUAUUAGCUGCUGUUGUUAUCAUUACAGGUAUAUUUUCUUAUUAUCAAGAAAGUAAGAGUUCUAAGAUUAUGGAAUCGUUUAAAAAUAUGGUUCCGCAAUUUGCCACCGUACUUAGGGAAGGUGAAAAGUUGACUCUUCGUGCGGAAGACUUGGUAUUGGGCGAUGUUGUGGAAGUGAAAUUUGGGGAUAGGAUUCCUGCCGAUAUUAGAAUUAUCGAAUCCAGAGGUUUCAAAGUCGAUAAUUCAUCUCUGACAGGAGAAUCAGAACCUCAGAGCCGUAGCCCUGAAUUUACCCACGAAAAUCCUUUAGAAACAAAGAAUUUAGCGUUUUUCUCGACCAACGCUGUUGAGGGCACUGCCAAAGGUGUAGUAAUCAGUUGUGGUGACAAUACUGUGAUGGGUCGUAUUGCUGGACUUGCCUCCGGUCUAGACACUGGCGAGACACCCAUCGCCAAAGAAAUUCAUCAUUUUAUUCAUCUCAUCACCGGUGUAGCUGUAUUCUUAGGAGUCACAUUCUUUAUAAUUGCAUUCAUCCUUGGUUAUCAUUGGUUAGACGCUGUUAUUUUCUUGAUUGGUAUCAUCGUAGCUAACGUACCCGAAGGUUUACUAGCUACCGUUACUGUAUGUCUUACUCUUACGGCUAAAAGAAUGGCGUCCAAGAAUUGCUUGGUUAAGAAUUUAGAAGCUGUGGAAACUUUAGGCUCUACUAGCACGAUUUGCUCAGAUAAGACUGGAACACUAACUCAAAAUAGAAUGACCGUAGCUCACAUGUGGUUUGACAACCAAAUCAUUGAGGCCGAUACCACCGAGGAUCAGUCGGGCGUACAAUAUGACAGGACAAGUCCAGGGUUUAAAGCACUUUCACGAAUUGCUACUCUCUGUAACAGAGCAGAAUUCAAACCUGGCCAAGAUGGUGUUGCUAUACUAAAGAGAGAAGUCAACGGAGACGCUUCCGAAGCCGCCCUUCUAAAAUGUAUGGAAUUAGCUCUUGGUGAUGUCAUGUCUAUUAGAGCUAAAAAUAAGAAAGUCUGCGAAGUACCAUUCAAUUCAACUAAUAAAUACCAAGUGUCCGUACACGAAAACGAAGAUCCCAACGAUCCACGUUAUAUCUUGGUAAUGAAGGGUGCCCCAGAACGUAUCUUGGAGAGAUGCAGUACGAUCUUCAUCUGCGGAAAGGAAAAAGUUUUGGACGAAGAAAUGAAGGAGGCGUUCAACAACGCUUAUCUAGAACUGGGUGGUCUUGGUGAACGUGUGCUUGGAUUUUGCGAUUUCAUGCUGCCUUCCGACAAAUACCCCAUUGGCUAUAAAUUCAACAGCGACGAUCCUAAUUUCCCUCUCGAAGGCCUCCGUUUCGUGGGACUUAUGUCUAUGAUUGACCCUCCACGUGCUGCAGUGCCGGACGCAGUUGCGAAAUGCCGAAGUGCUGGUAUUAAAGUUAUUAUGGUUACUGGUGAUCAUCCUAUUACGGCUAAGGCAAUCGCUAAAUCUGUGGGUAUAAUCUCAGAAGGAAAUGAAACUGUCGAGGAUAUAGCACAAAGAUUGAAUAUCCCCGUUUCCGAAGUUAACCCAAGAGAAGCCAAAGCUGCAGUUAUCCACGGUUCUGAUUUGAGGGACUUAUCAUCGGAUCAACUAGACGAAAUCUUAAGAUACCACACGGAAAUUGUGUUUGCCAGAACUUCCCCACAACAGAAACUUAUCAUUGUGGAAGGCUGUCAACGUAUGGGCGCUAUUGUGGCUGUAACAGGUGAUGGUGUAAACGACUCUCCCGCGCUAAAGAAAGCCGACAUUGGCGUAGCUAUGGGUAUCGCCGGUUCGGACGUGUCAAAACAGGCGGCCGAUAUGAUCCUGCUCGAUGACAACUUCGCAUCAAUCGUCACUGGUGUAGAGGAGGGACGACUGAUUUUUGAUAAUCUGAAAAAAUCCAUCGCCUAUACUUUGACUUCCAACAUUCCCGAAAUUUCCCCCUUCCUUGCAUUCAUCCUUUGCGACGUUCCUCUUCCACUUGGAACUGUUACAAUUCUCUGCAUCGAUCUUGGAACUGAUAUGGUGCCUGCUAUUUCUUUGGCUUAUGAAGAAGCUGAGUCUGACAUUAUGAAGAGACCUCCGAGAAACCCACAAACUGAUAAACUUGUCAAUGAUAGAUUAAUAUCCAUGGCGUAUGGUCAAAUUGGUAUGAUUCAAGCCGCAGCUGGUUUCUUUGUGUACUUUGUGAUUAUGGCUGAAAAUGGAUUCCUCCCAAUGAGUUUGUUCGGAAUUCGCAAGCAGUGGGAUUCGAAAGCUGUCAACGACCUUACAGAUUCGUAUGGUCAGGAGUGGACCUACCGUGACAGAAAAACAUUGGAGUACACCUGCCACACUGCAUUCUUUGUGUCAAUCGUGGUAGUGCAGUGGGCUGAUUUGAUUAUUUGCAAGACCCGUCGAAAUUCUAUCCUUCACCAGGGAAUGAGAAAUUGGGCUCUAAACUUUGGUCUUAUCUUCGAGACUGCUUUAGCUGCAUUCUUGUCCUACACACCUGGUAUGGAUAAGGGCUUACGUAUGUUCCCUCUCAAAUUUGUGUGGUGGUUACCAGCCAUUCCAUUCAUGUUGUCUAUCUUUAUUUAUGAUGAAGUGAGGAGAUUCUAUUUGCGACGCUGUCCAGGAGGCUGGCUGGAACAGGAGACCUACUAUUAAAAACAUCAAAUUCAGUGUACUGCCACCAAGUGGCCACUGUGCGGCGUCUCGACCGCAGGUCACAUAGUUACUUCGAUAGGAGGGAUCUCGUAUAAAUUAAAAUACAUAUAUCAAUUUAGAAGACUCCAAGAAUCUUCUCUAAUAUUUGCCAUUCAGAAAUUAUGACGAUGUUUUUUCCUAUCGAUUGUUGUACAAAAUACUGUUGCUGAUUCUAGUAAACUUGCUGCUUAAGCAGUUUGAUAAGUUUCAAUUAUUAUGUAAAAGAGUGAUUUCUUAUAUAGGUGAUGUCUACUUGAUCCGAAUCACUCUACUACACAUAUUAGCUAUUUAUUAAUAUAAUGAAUUUCAGUUAAAAAAAAAUAAAUGAACAAAAGAAACAAUAAUAGCUCCUGGACAGUUAUCGUGAAUAAAAAUAUUCAACACCUGCUACAACCAACAACAAUAAAACACACUGUCAAAUAAGUACCCAGGUUAGUCGCAAUAGCGUUUUCAUACAUUCCAGUUGAAAACUUCAGUUGCCUUAGUGCUGUUGGACACGGUGAUGUUCAGUCUGGUCUCGGGCAGGGGUGGUGGCCGAGCUAGUUGCCUGUUGAAGGCCUCCACCCAUGCUCCACGUACGUAGAAUCAAUGUGGACGGAUGAUUUAGUAUUAUUUAUAGGCUUUCAACACUUAGGUUAGCUAGGUAGUAACUGUGUUGUUAUAUCGUAUUAAGUGUCAACCAGUCGUGCUCAAUACACACCAUGACUGCUACUAUCACGAUUGUAAACGUUUGACAUUUCAUUCAUUUGUUUGUAUAUACUUUGCCGUUUCAGCAGGCCAUUUGACGGUUGCCGAGGCUUCUGUCAUUAGGGCUGAUCAUUAUGAUAAACACACCACAUAAAAGGUCUGCUUUUGUAGAGUCCUACUUUCUCAUAACAGGUUGCGCUCUGGUCUGUGACCAGUGGACCUCGAUAUUGUUAUCUUAUUGUAAAUAUUUUUAAGUGAAUCACUUAAUUCAUUUGGCUUGUGUUCUUUUCACAUUUAUGUUUUAGUACGUAAUAAAGCUGUAUAAAUUUGGGUUUUAAUAAAAUGGAUGAUAGUACUA